UUUCAAUGGACGGCGCCAUUUUGACAGAGUAUUUUGAUGUAUGAUUGGGACGCGUGUAGGCCCCGGAACAAUGCCGGAAUUUCUCCCAGCUCUUUCAAGCUUUGCCCAUGCGUUGUUUUGACUCGGACGCAUUCCUCCACGCAGUGUCCACUCGCGUUGUCCCCCGGUUCACAUGCACGGACCUGCACAGGUUGGGAGACCAGGAAGUGUGGUGGGGAGGGGCGAGGGCAAAGAAAGGCCCUGGAUGAAUAUUCAUCAAUGCAGAAGAGCGGUUCGGUGAUCCAUCAGUGUAGCCCGCCGCCCUGGAGGAGUGCGUGCUGUUGUACUAGUACAUCGUUGUUGCGUGUAUCACCCACCGGAGAGGAGGUUGGACUUCUUGUGGCCCGGCGGUAGCGAACACGGUUCUCUCAAUCUGCUGGCCACACAAGCAAGAUGACAAUGGCGAGCCUCUUCUCUUUUACCAGCCCAGCCGUGAAGCGUCUGUUGGGCUGGAAGCAGGGAGACGAGGAGGAGAAGUGGGCCGAGAAGGCCGUAGACUCUCUCGUCAAGAAGCUCAAGAAGAAAAAAGGUGCAAUGGAGGAACUGGAAAAGGCCUUGAGUUGCCCGGGACAGCCCAGCAAGUGCGUGACCAUCCCGCGGUCCCUGGACGGGCGCUUGCAAGUCUCCCAUCGGAAAGGCCUUCCGCACGUGAUAUACUGUAGAGUAUGGCGGUGGCCGGACCUACAAAGCCAUCAUGAGCUGAAGCCACUAGAGCACUGCAAUUAUCCGUUUGGGGCUAAGGACACCAAGGAGGUCUGUAUCAACCCAUACCACUACAAGAGGGUAGAGAGCCCAGUGCUGCCGCCAGUGUUAGUACCCCGCCACAGCGAGUUCGUCCCGUCGCAGACGCUCCUACCGUACCACAACGUCCCCGAGCCCCCGAUGCCCCACAAUGCCACAUUUCCACAGUCGUUCCAGAACAGCCCCGGGAUGCAGUCCCCCCACUCCCCGGGGCUCCACUCUCCGGCCAGCUCCGGCCCCAGCAGUCCCUACAGUAUGCAGCCAGGUAACCAACCCGCAGACACGCCCCCUCCAGCGUACAUGCCGCCUGGAGAAGACCAGAACAGGAACAAUGAGGAGCAGAUGGACACGACGAGCCAGCUGUCGCCCGCCAGCAGCCUGGGCUCGCCCGCCGUGCCCAAUGUACCCACCGCCGUCAAACAUGGGCUAAACAUAGCCGCCUUGUCUUCAAGACCGCCACCCGAGUUGAGGACUAUUCUCCUUGAAUGCGGCGACGUACAACCUGUGACGUACCAGGAGCCGGUUUACUGGGCCUCCAUCGCGUACUACGAACUGAAUAACCGCGUCGGCGAGCCGUUCCAUGCCAAAAGUCACAGUAUCAUAGUGGACGGCUUCACCGACCCUUCCAACAGCGGCGACCGCUUCUGUCUCGGCUUGAUAUCCAACGUCAAUAGAAACUCCACCAUUGAAAACACAAGGAGACAUAUAGGGAAAGGCGUGCACCUAUACUAUGUUGGGGGAGAGGUUUACGCCGAGUGCCUGAGUGACAGCGCCAUCUUCGUACAGAGUAGGAACUGCAACCACCACCACGGAUUCCACCCCACUACUGUAUGCAAGAUCCCACCAGGCUGCAGUCUGAAGAUCUUCAACAACCAGGAGUUUGCUCAGCUGUUGUCCCAGUCGGUGAACCACGGCUUCGAGGCCGUCUACGAGCUGACCAAGAUGUGCACCAUCAGGAUGAGCUUUGUCAAGGGCUGGGGCGCGGAGUACCACCGUCAGGACGUGACCUCCACCCCCUGCUGGAUCGAGAUCCACCUGCACGGCCCGCUGCAGUGGCUGGACAGAGUCCUGACCCAGAUGGGCUCUCCCCACAACCCCAUCUCCUCCGUCUCAUGACACCCU
This is a messenger RNA of Branchiostoma belcheri (Belcher's lancelet), 1902 nucleotides long. Its product is annotated as mothers against decapentaplegic homolog 5-like. The record is from RefSeq and is a predicted model, not a curated record. The transcript is spliced from 9 exons. Gene Ontology annotation, biological process: transforming growth factor beta receptor signaling pathway; regulation of transcription by RNA polymerase II; cell differentiation. Gene Ontology annotation, molecular function: I-SMAD binding; RNA polymerase II cis-regulatory region sequence-specific DNA binding; DNA-binding transcription factor activity, RNA polymerase II-specific. NCBI's taxonomy places the organism in Eukaryota, Metazoa, Chordata, Leptocardii, Amphioxiformes, Branchiostomatidae. The coding region runs from base 433 to 1896 and encodes 487 amino acids. Gene Ontology annotation, cellular component: heteromeric SMAD protein complex.